AUGGGAGUUUGUUAUCAUUCUAUAACAAUAUCCUUGUGUUUAAUGAUAAUUAUAUUAUCAUUAAACUGGUACCUUCCACCAUUAAAAGCAACAAAACCAAAUCCAGUUGAUUUACCUAGAGAGAGAUUACUUGUUUCUCAUCGUGGGGGUGUUUACUAUUAUCCAGAGAAUACUAUUGAGGCAAUGAAAGAUUCAUAUGAACAAUUUAAUGUUGAUAUGAUUGAAACUGAUAUUCAGAUGACAGCCGAUAAUAAUUUUAUUAUUCUUCAUGAUGAUUUUUUGGAUCGUACCACAAAUGGAAGGGGUAAUGCCAGUUAUUAUACACUUAAUAAAAUUCAACAACUUGAUGCGGGUUAUAGAUAUUCUCCAGAUGGAAAAACGUUCCCAUUUAGAGGAAAAGGACUUAAAGUCCCUUCUCUUCAAAAUGUUUAUGACUCAUUUGUUAAUUCAGGCUUAAAGUUUAGUAUUGAAAUAAAAAACGAAGAUCCAAAAGUUGUUGAUAUUCUUGUACAACGUUUAAGAACAAUGCCAAAAGCAAAAGAGUUCAUUUGUUUCUCUUCAGGAUGGCACAACGUUAUUAAACGUUUUAGGUUACUUACAAAUAAUACAUUUUGUACAGUUGCUAGUGAACAUGAAGUUAUUCAAUUAAUGGUAUCAGUUAAUCUAGGUAUACCUCGUCUGUACUAUCAUUUCUUCCCACUUAAAGCUCAUAUUAUUCAAGCACCAUUUACUUCUGUUGGAGGUGUCAAUUUUAAUGACAAAAAGUUUCAGGUUAUUGCAAAAGAACUUGGAGUAAAAUUAGUAUUAUUCACCAUUAACAAUGGUUAUGAUAUUGCAAAUUGUCUUUCUAAUGGAUGUCAAGGAGUUAUGACUGAUAGACCAGAUAUUGCAGUUAGAGUUAUGGAAUUAAUGGGUUUAAGAAAAUCAUUUAAAGAGUCAUAUCAGAAGUUUGACAAAGAAGUUGAAACAACAAGUUGGGACUGUACAGCAUUUUCAUGUUUAGUUAUUGAUACCUUAAUUGGAGUCUUACCAGCACAAGUGACUUUCUUCAUAAUUAUCUUUUUCUUUGUGUUUUUAAUCCUCUCCUUUCUUAAUAUUAUUAAAUGGAUCUGCUGUCGUACCACCAAGAGAAAAGUUGAUUAG
Messenger RNA from Entamoeba histolytica HM-1:IMSS, 1143 nucleotides. Its product is annotated as glycerophosphoryl diester phosphodiesterase, putative. Gene Ontology annotation, biological process: lipid metabolic process. Bases 1 to 1143 code for a protein of 380 amino acids. NCBI's taxonomy places the organism in Eukaryota, Evosea, Mastigamoebida, Endamoebidae. The transcript has a single exon. Gene Ontology annotation, molecular function: phosphoric diester hydrolase activity. The record is from RefSeq and is a predicted model, not a curated record.